Molecule: messenger RNA, 1495 nt
Organism: Pistacia vera
Lineage: Eukaryota; Viridiplantae; Streptophyta; Magnoliopsida; Sapindales; Anacardiaceae
Exons: 4
Coding region: 21-1331 (436 amino acids)
Biological process (GO): male meiosis II
Source: RefSeq, a predicted model, not a curated record
AGUCAGCAUUUUUUCUCAUAAUGGUCUGCUUUUUUCCAUGUUUUAGCGCUAAUAAGCAUCGAAAGCACAAGCGUUUGGCCAAUACAAAUCACUAUAGAGACCUUAGACAUGAUGAGGUUAGCGCAGUUCUUCAAGUGACUGAAUGGAUUAAGCAAGCAGAAACUAAGAAACCCAUUUCAGAAUCAAAGGAGAAGCUUGAGGAGCCAAACAGUGGUAGUACUGAAAGAGAAGUUAGUUUUGAUUUGAAUGUUAAAACUAAUGAGGAAGUUAAUGUUAAUGAUAAUUUAGUUAAAACCAGUAAGGAGAAGGAAGAGGGUGAGGAAGUUCAUGUUUUUGAUAAUUUAGUCGAAAACAAGGAGAAGGAAGGGAGUGAAAAGAGAGAGGAUCCAACAAAAGAAACCAAGUUAGAUUCUGAUUCAAGUACCCCAACUGAAAUACCUCAUGUUUCAAAUCAUAGAUACCAAAAUUGUGCAAGUAGUGAGGAUGAAAUUGAAGAUUUAGACUUGGAAGAAUGUGAAGUAGAUGAUGUUAACAGUGAUGGUGAUGACAAAAAAUUGUUUCAAGCAGAGUCAUCUGAGUCAUUGUUUUCUUUAUCAAUAGAGUCCAGGAAGCAAUUUUCUGAAGUUGAAUCAGGUGAAAAGGAGGUGAAUAGUAGUCCGAUGCCAAUUCAUUGCGCGAAUCCAGAACUCGAGGAAAUUGGAUUGAGUAAAAAUGCUAGAGAUAGGAGUCAGUUUGUUCAUUCCGUCUUGAGUCCAGUUGAAAAUCUUAGUCAAUGGAAAGUGGUAAAAGCAAGAGCAACAUCUCCUGUAUCAAAGUACCAAGAUAAGGAGAACAUCAGUUUGGUGCAAAAUCAUGAUGUCCCCACUAGUCCAGAGCCUAAUGUCAAGCUAUUAACUCACAAUGCAAAAUUGAAUUUUAAUAAUAAGGUUGUGGAACAAGAAAUUGCAGUUGAUACCAGCCUCUCAAGCUGGUUGGUUGAAUCUGAAACCACCCCGGUGUCCAAGACUAGCUCUGUUUCUGUUGGGAAUUCGCCAUCUCAGAUUGUGAAUUCAUCAAGAAGUCAUGAAGACAAACCAGUUUUAGGAGCCUUGACAGUUGAGGAGCUCAAACAAUUAUCUGGAUCUAUAACUCCACAGGAACCUGUAAUAGGGACUGUUGGGAGCUUCUGGAAACAUACAGGGAAAAUUAUAGAUUCAGACUCGGGCUCUUCUACUCGUGGAAUGCCAAAAACAAGAAGCAGAAAUAGUGAGGAUGAGAGAUUGAAGUUGCUAUCUACCCCCUUUGAAGCAAGAUUGGAGAAAGCUUUGGAAAUUGGUGUUGCUGAAGUUUAGCUUGAUUUCUAAUGGAGUAUGAGAUGGUUUAGCAUGGGAGAAGUGUUUUGGUAGUAUUAUGAUCCUAUUGUUAAUUGUCUUGUAAAUAUAUUGGCGGUUUUAUCUAGUUUGUGAUGCAACUGUUAAACUUAUGUUGGCUUUUAUACAUGGUUAGCAAGAAUAAA